Aspergillus homomorphus CBS 101889 is the source of this 1726-nucleotide messenger RNA. RefSeq lists its product as uncharacterized. NCBI's taxonomy places the organism in Eukaryota, Fungi, Ascomycota, Eurotiomycetes, Eurotiales, Aspergillaceae. The record is from RefSeq and is a predicted model, not a curated record. The transcript has 4 exons. The coding region runs from base 1 to 1443 and encodes 480 amino acids.
AUGUUGCUGAUAUUCCGACUAUUUAUGGAGCAGUUAUGGCCAGACCUGAGGCCUGCGGAUCUGGCUGUCCUAGCUCGUGUUUCACGAGAUUUUAACGAUCUAGUCAAUCCCUACCUUUACCACACCGUACGCUUCCAUAGCCCCGGAACUAUCAAUGUACACGACAACUUGUUGUUGAAGUUGGAUACCUUUGGAGACCCGCGAUUCUCCAAGAUGGGGUAUAUCAAGCGAGUGAUUGUCUCGGGGACAUGGUAUGAGACAUAUGCUAGCAUCGACUCGCAUCUUGCGCCUCACAAGAUUCUCUCUCCGGCGGCAAGGAUGCUCAGCGCCAUCCUCUGUAGCUGCGUUGCCCGCAUGCCAAAUCUGGAGGAAUUCAUUUGGGACAUGCAGGUCUCAAUGACCCAGCAUCUGGUCUCGAAUCUUGUCUUGCAGCCGAUGCUGCGGGCCCUGCAUCUUCGCAUGGGCACCGACUGCACGCCGAAACCCUUCUUCCGCCCACCGCUGAAGAUGAAUCUCUCUGUUCAUCUGAACGCCCUGUCCCUCAUUCAGAUCGACGAUAUCGAAGUGAUGAAAUCCGUAGGUAGCGCAAUCUCUAGCGCCACGAACCUAGCCCACCUUUCCAUCUGGGCGGAUGAUAACUCCGAGCUCAGCCUCAGCUCCCUAUUCGAGAGCUGGCCCAUGCAGCUUCCGUCGCAGCUCCACCUGCUCGACCUGCGAGGGUUUGCCGCGCUAGGGGUCACGCCGACUGAUUUCUGGGCCACGAUGCGACCGGCCAAACUCAGGGAGGUGACCCUGGAACUCGGCGGGCGCUCUCCGGUCACCUCCUUUCAGGAUUUCUGGGACGCCGGUUUGGAGGCAGGGCUACGGCCAGUCCACCUGACUACCAACAUCGCUGACGACACCAUCGAGACCUUUCUGCGCUCCUUCAGUGGUCUGGAGGUAUUCCAUGUCUCCCCUUCGAAGAUCCCAGGUCGUACGGCUGCCUCCGUGUCCCUUCUGGACGCGCUGGAGAAGCAGCAUUCGACCACGCUGAGAGUGCUGGGUCUGAACCUGCUCUGCCAUGAGACGCGACCUUGCUCCUGCGUGGCGAUGCUGCAUCUCAUCGCCCACUCACUUCCCCUUCUAGAAGAACUUCGCAUUCAACAAAACAAGAUCGACACGCAAGCCAUCAAGGCCGCUUUAACCGUACCCAGAUUGCGAGUCCUCUACAUCGACCGAGGCGACGACGUCCUUGCAACUACGCAGUUCCUAUCCAUUGCGGAAUAUUUCCUCGGUGACGGCUACGCGAACCAGUUGAAAUACAUUGCCUUCGACGGUGGCCCCGCACAUAAAUACCUGAGACGAGCCAGACGGUUUUCGAACGGGGUGUGUCUCGUGGGAUAUCUUCCGGACACCACCCUUCUCCAUGAAAAGAACUUCGACUGGGUCCGGAUACCUUAUUGAGUUCAUUGCCCUCCCGCAUGCAAUCGGUCCAUAUCUGGCUAGUGUUUAUGGAACCAUGAUAAGAGUUUUCAAUCACCGGUAGUCGGGAUAUAAUUUCCGCAAAUACUGCUGCAGAUUCUUUAGGCGUUGGGUUUCUCAGGCCACCUUUUUCUUUUGGGCUUUCUCGCUUUUCCAUACGAUCCCCAGACAAUGUAGCCUAGGCUGAACAAUUCUACUUGGUGUAUGGAAUAUCAGGAGCAUUUUGGAAUGUAUAGUAAAUAGUAUUAUGUUUUACCACAUUCAG